Polistes dominula (European paper wasp) is the source of this 2021-nucleotide messenger RNA. RefSeq names its product Adenylate kinase 3 (gene Ak3). The record is from RefSeq and is a predicted model, not a curated record. Lineage: Eukaryota; Metazoa; Arthropoda; Insecta; Hymenoptera; Vespidae. Gene Ontology annotation, molecular function: AMP kinase activity; ATP binding. Gene Ontology annotation, biological process: nucleobase-containing compound metabolic process. Gene Ontology annotation, cellular component: mitochondrion.
UGAACCUAGAAUCUUAAUAUCAUUCAUUAUUAGGUGUGAAAAAUGUAUGAAAUGUCGUAAGGUCUAACUAAAUAUAAACGACCACAUUACCAGUGUACGAUGAUAAGACAGAUAACGAACUAAAAGACUAGACACCGAGUUCUAUCUACGACAAAUACCGAAUUUUCACGAGUCCUAACGAAUUUGAACGAACGAUAGGCAAACCACGCUCUAUUAUAAAACAACGUGAGUAGGAAAUAAGAAGAGAAGGUAAUAAGACGUCGAAGUUAGGAAAACAUUUUACCAGAGGAUAGAUUUAAUGGUAGCGCUAUCCACGUGUUUAUCCAAGGCUGCGGCCUUCAGGGCCGUCAUACUUGGUGCCCCGGCUUCUGGGAAAGGAACCGUUUCUUCAAGAAUUGUUGAACAAUUUAAUGUUAAACAUAUUUCCAGUGGAGACAAAUUACGUUUCCACGUGAGCACCGAUACAGAAUUAGGUAAAGAAGUAAAAAAAUAUUUGGAUGGUGGAAGUUUCGUGCCAGACGAAACGAUGAUAUCCUUAAUCGGGAAAGAAAUUGAAACUGUAGGUGAUUGUAAUUGGUUGUUAGAUGGAUUCCCAAGAACAUUGACUCAAGCGGAAAUGUUACAAAGAAUUCAACCGGUGAAUCUUGUUCUGAACUUGGAUGUACCUACUUCGGUGAUUUUAGAUCGAGUAAAAAAUAGGUGGAUUCAUUUGCCAAGUGGAAGAGUUUAUAAUUUAGGAUUUAACGAUCCUAAAGUACCGGGUAAAGAUGAUGUGACAGGUGAAAAACUUAUUCAAAGACAGGAUGACAAACUGGAGGUUGUUCAUAAACGAUUAAAAGAAUAUUCUAUGAAAACCGAACCAGUAAUCAAUUUUUAUCGUAAACUUGGAAUACUUAAGGAUUUUCGAGGUAACACCACCAAUGAAAUGUGGCCAUCGAUCAAGGAAUGUGUUAAACAAUUUUUAUAAUAUUUCAAAGAAGAAGAAAAAACACGCACGAAAAAAACAAAAACAGUGAACUUUUUAGUGAAAAAAAAAAAAAAAAUGAAUUGACUGAAAUAGCCUAGUUAUAUAGUUAUGUUUAGAACUUAUUUUUUACAUUCAAUACAAAAUAUACGCACAUUUGUAAAUAUUUGUCAAUGUUGUGUAGUACGUGUAUCAUAUUAUACAUAUGCAACGAAUAUUUUCGAUAUCGUAUAUAUCGUUGAUUAUUAUCGAUGUAUAUAUGUAUACAUAUAGAUAUUUGUUUAUUUCUUUUUUUAUUAUCGUUAAUCAUUUGAUAAUAAGCAUAGACUGAAAAACGAGAUAAAUUAGGGUCUCGUGACACGCUUAAUGACAUUGCCAAAUUUGAUUUUAAAUGAACAAUUACAUAUAGUACAAGACAAGUAGUAUUAUCAAUUGCAUUAUUUGUUGUAAUUUUUACUUGUAAAUAAAUUGAUAAUAUAUAAAUAAAUAGCAAGUUGUAUGUGUGUGUGUGCACAUAAUAUCUGUUUAUCUAUACACAUAUAAUAUUUGAUGGUUUUUUUCAUUGCGUAAGCUGUACCUUAGCCACAAUGAUUAACUGUGAAUGAGAUUCGAUAAAAAAAAAAAAAAUGUUUUUGAAGUUACAUAAAAACUUAAGAUUAACAGCGCAACAAACACAAGUACCAUUGAAAAAAAAAUUAUGUAACAAAGUUUAUAUGCCUCGUUCAGUUUUAUUUAUAAUCUUCUUAACAAAUCUUUAAUGAAUAUGUAUAUACUCAACAGUGUAAUAUACAUGUAUAUAAUAUAUAAUAUAUAUGUAUAUAUAUAUAUUUAUAUAUUAUAAAUAUACCAUGCACACAAUUCGCAAUUAUCUCGCGUACAAUUAAUUUAUUUCUCUUUUUCAGCCAUCAUCAUCUUAACAUUAUAAAAAAUCAACAAAUUCUCUUGAUACCACCGUACAUUUUUCCCCCAUAACGUGAGGCUUAAUAAUUUUACUUAAAUCUUAAUAUACCGAAUUGUCGUGAAAUAUGAUGAUACGUGCAAAAUUUUGAUAAAAACU